This is a messenger RNA of Nestor notabilis (Kea), 808 nucleotides long. Its product is annotated as haptoglobin-like. Gene Ontology annotation, molecular function: serine-type endopeptidase activity. Gene Ontology annotation, biological process: proteolysis. Lineage: Eukaryota; Metazoa; Chordata; Aves; Psittaciformes; Psittacidae. The record is from RefSeq and is a predicted model, not a curated record. The transcript has 5 exons. The annotation marks the transcript as partial.
AUCUGCAGUGCUGCUGGUCGCCGGCCUGGCCUGGACUGUGCUGGAGACUGCGGCUGCCUCUGAGUGGAGCUGUGCAAAGCCUGUGGAGAUUGAGCAUGGGUAUGUGGAGCACCUUGUCAAGUACCACUGCGACCCGUACUACGAACUGCGCGGCACUGGUGAUGGGACAUACAAGUGUGAUGAGAAUCACGCAUGGGUGAGCCUUGGAGCUGGCAAGGAGGCGCCUGUCUGUGAGCCAGGCCGCGUCGCCUGGCCGGGCCGGCUGGUGACGCGCCACAACCUCACGGUGGGGGCCACGCUCAUCAGUGAGCAGUGGCUGCUGACCACGGGCAGGAAUGUGUACCUGAACCACAGUGACAACGCCAAGCCAGAGGAGAUCGCCCCUACGCUGCAGCUCUUCCUGGGUGGCCGGGAGCAGCCUGCCCUGGCCAUUGAGCGUGUGGUGCUGCACCCCGACUACCCGAAGGCUGUGGAUCUGGCCCUGCUGAAGCUCAAGGAAAAGGUGCUCCUUGGAGAGGAGAUAAUGCCCAUCUGCCUGCCCCAGAAGGACUAUGUGCAGCCGGGGCGGGGGCGGAACGCGACCUCCUGGGUGCAGCCCAUCCUCAGCAAUGACACCUUCUGCGUGGGCAUGAGCGAGCUGCGGGAGGACACGUGCUAUGGGGAUGCUGGCGGCGCCUUUGCUGUGCAGGACCCCGACGACGACACGUGGUAUGCGGCCGGUAUCCUCAGCUAUGACAAGACCUGCACGGCCUCCAAGUACAGUGUAUACGUGGAUGUGCAGCACGUCCUGGCCUGGAUCAAGGACACA